AUGGCUGAAAGUAUUGUCACGUUUUUUCUAGAGAAGUUGACUGACCUGCUUUCCCAGGAAGCAUUUCUACUCAGCAGAGUGGAAGAGCAAGUGAAGCUGUUGAGUAACGAGCUCGAAUGGAUGCGCCUUUUUCUCAAAGACGCGGAUGCGAAGCGCAGAUAUGAUCCAAGAAUCAAGCUCUGGGUGAGUCAGAUCAGGGACGUAACCUAUGACGCCGAAGAUGUCAUCGACAGGUUCAUGUUCGAGAUGAAUCGCCAACAGCAAGGAAGUCUCAAAUGCCUCAAGUUCCUUAAGUUACGAUUUGUUCACAAGCUCAAGUCUCGAAUCAGAGAGAUCAAUAUCAAGAUUGAGAAGAUCAUGGCUAACAAAUCAAGGUACGGUGUCGAAACCUUACCAGCUGCAAGCUCGUCCAACGAAGUUGUGCCACAUAAAGAGAAGAGGGCUCCGAUUGUUGAAGUCAACGUGGUGGGAAUUCAAGAGGAUGCAAAAAGCGUUAAGCAAAAUCUGCUUAAUGGAGAGAUGCGGAGAGCUGUGGGUGUCCAUCAGUAUACAAUCAGGGAGCUUUUGCUAGGCGUUGCUGUUUGUGUUAGGAUUCUCUCCGAAAAGGAAAGGAGUAAAAUGAACGAGAGCGAGUUGGGGAAUAGGCUUCGUGAUUACCUGACUACCAAGAAGUACUUGAUAGUUAUGGACGAUAUGUGGAGAAAUGAAGCUUGGGAUAGGCUGGGCUUGUAUUUUCCUGACUCGGUGAAUGGCAGCAGGGUGUUGAUCACCUCACGCAAUAAAGAGAUUGGUUUUUAUGCUGAUCCACAAGCCAUUCCCCAUGAACUUUCUUUUCUGACUGAAGAAGAGAGCUGGGAGCUCUUUCUCAAGAAAAUUUUCCUGGCUGGGAGUGCAAAUGCUGUUUGCCCCAGAGAAUUGGAAGAGUUGGGAAAGAAAAUUGUAGCAAAUUGUGGGGGUUUGCCCCUUGCAAUUGUGGUCUUGGGAGGCCUUCUAUCAAGAAAAGAAAAGACACCGCUCUCCUGGCAAAAAGUACUGGACAGCCUAACUUGGCACCUAAAUCAAGGUCCAGACUCAUGUUUGGGGGUCCUUGCUUUAAGCUACAAUGAUAUGCCGUAUUACUUGAAGUCCUGUUUCCUUUACUGUGGUCUUUUCCCAGAAGACUCAGAAAUCUGGACAGAAAAGUUGAUCCGCUUGUGGGUUGCAGAAGGGUUUAUACAAAGAAGAGGAGAAGAAAUAGCGGAAGACAUCGCGGAAGAUCACUUACAGGAAUUGGUACAUAGAAGCAUGAUUCAAGUGGCUGACAAGAGUUUCGAUGGAAGAGUGAUGUCCUGUCGCAUGCACGAUCUGCUUCGAGACCUUGCCAUUUCAGAGGCUAAAGAUACAAAAUUUUUUGAGGGAUAUGAAAGCAUUGAUUCUACAUCCCCUGUUAGUGUUCGUCGACUAACCAUUCAUCAAGGUAAGAAGACUAAUUCUAAACACUUGCAUACUUCACGUAGUCUCCGAUCUUUCAUUUGUUUUUCUGUAUGCUUCCAAAAAAACAUUUUGAGAUCUUUACACAGGCGUGUCAAAUUGCUCACUGUACUGGACCUAGAAGGCAUGACUAUCAAUACCAUCCCAGAAGGCAUAGGAGAACUUAUCCACCUUAAGUACCUGUGCUUAAAGAGAACCCGCAUAAAAAGGCUUCCAUCGUCCAUAGGUCGUCUUACAAAUCUACAAACCCUAGACUUUCGAAGCACUUCAAUUGAAAUAAUUCCUUCUACCAUUUGGAAAUUGCACCAUUUGAGAUAUCUACACGGUCAUGGACUGGUUUCAAGCCAGUCAGUGAUAGAUAAGUGCAGGAAUGGCCCUUUGAGUGUUGACCACCUAACAAACCUCCAAUCGUUAGGUUUAAGAGCAGGCAGUUGGUGCUGUGGUGAAGGCUUGGGAAAAUUAACUGAGCUUAGAGAACUGACAGUUGCAUGGACCGAAAUCGCACAAACAAAGAACCAGGGAUUUUCCGAGUCAGUAAAAAAGCUAACUGCUCUUCAAUCCUUGUGUUUGUGUCCUACUGUAGAACGGGUUAACAUGCCGCACCUCAUGCCUUUCUCAGACCACACCUACCUUUACCAUCUAAAUUUAAGAGGAAGGCUCGAAAGGUUCCCUGAUGAAAUUGAAUUCUACCCUCCAAACCUCAUCUCCUUGGAAUUGCAAUGUUGGAAUAUAGAGCAAGACCCAAUGGUGACCCUAGGGAAGCUGCCAAACUUGAGAUUUCUCAUAUUAUUCCAUUGUUCCUCUAUGGUAAAGAAGAUGGUCUGUACUUCUGGAGGAUUCCAGCAACUCGAAACCCUUCAGCUCUGGAAUUUUAAAGAAUUAAAAGAAUUGAUUGUGGAGGAAGGGGCAAUGCCUGAUCUGAAGGAUUUAGUAAUUGAUACUUGCCCUAAAAUGAAAAGGCUUUCCCAUGGAUUGCUGCAACGAAAAAAUUUGCAGCACCUAAAGUUGUAUGAUUUGUCUCCUAAGUUAAGGGAUGAGCUUUCUCGGAAAAAAUUUACAGCAGUUGAUUACGGAGUCUAA
This is a messenger RNA of Vitis vinifera (wine grape), 2550 nucleotides long. Its product is annotated as probable disease resistance RPP8-like protein 4. Lineage: Eukaryota; Viridiplantae; Streptophyta; Magnoliopsida; Vitales; Vitaceae. Gene Ontology annotation, biological process: defense response to other organism. Gene Ontology annotation, molecular function: ADP binding. The record is from RefSeq and is a predicted model, not a curated record. The transcript is spliced from 2 exons. The coding region runs from base 1 to 2550 and encodes 849 amino acids.